This is a messenger RNA of Necator americanus (New World hookworm), 285 nucleotides long. RefSeq lists its product as uncharacterized. The record is from RefSeq and is a predicted model, not a curated record. The coding region runs from base 1 to 285 and encodes 94 amino acids. NCBI's taxonomy places the organism in Eukaryota, Metazoa, Nematoda, Chromadorea, Rhabditida, Ancylostomatidae. The transcript has 3 exons.
AUGAAAAGGCUUCCGAAUAUCUCAUCACAAGGUUGUAUGCUCACUCUAGUGCUGAAUGGAAUAAUUUUGCAGUGUGAAUGUUCACUGUGGUUUGGGAUGCGGCAGAUGGGCCCUCCUUCGCAAACGAGCGCACAAUUACCUGCUCCCACGCAAACUCAAGCCGUGAACGCAGUCCCAAGUCCACUGGAAUUUCGCAUCCAUGAAAUGAAUCGCCGGCUGUACAUAUUCAACUCAUCAGGAAAUCUUAAAGAAAAAUUGUUCAUCACUUUAUACACAGAAGCAUAA